GGAGACUUUAUGCAAAGUUUUUGGGGUCAGACUAGUUGGUAGUUAUAGUACACUGUGUUGUCUCUCUAGAAUCUCCCCACUCUCUCUCCCAUGGCCUCGAUCAUCGCCGCCACCGCCGCUUCAUCGAUCGCGAAGCUCACGCACAUUUCCUCACCUUCUUUCCCAAACCCCAACCCCUCUCCGAAAUCCUCUAAAAUCACCCUCACCUCCUCAUUCACUACCUCCACCAACUUCAAUUUCCACGAAGUCGCCGCCGCCGCCCCUACCCCUCUCCGCCGCUUCUCCGUCCGCGCCGCCCGUGGCAAGUUCGAGCGCAAGAAGCCCCACGUCAACAUCGGCACGAUCGGCCACGUCGAUCACGGCAAGACCACCCUCACCGCGGCGCUGACGAUGGCCCUGGCGUCCCUCGGAAACUCCGCCCCCAAGAGAUACGAGGAGAUCGACGCCGCCCCCGAAGAGCUGAAGCGCGGCAUCACGAUCAACACCGCCACUGUCGAGUACGAGACGGAGAACCGCCACUACGCCCACGUGGACUGCCCCGGCCACGCCGACUACGUGAAGAACAUGAUCACCGGCGCCGCGCAGAUGGACGGCGCGAUUCUCGUCGUCUCCGGCGCCGAUGGCCCCAUGCCGCAGACGAAGGAGCACAUUUUGCUGGCGAAGCAAGUCGGGGUUCCGAAUAUGGUGGUUUUCUUGAACAAGCAGGAUCAGGUUGAUGAUGAGGAGCUGCUGCAGCUGGUGGAAUUGGAGGUGAGGGAAUUGCUUUCCACGCAUGAAUUUCCUGGUGAUGAUAUUCCGAUUGUUUCGGGCUCUGCGUUGCUAGCUUUGAAUGCUUUGAUUGAGAACCCUGGGAUUAAAAGAGGGGAGAAUGAGUGGGUUGAUAAAAUUUAUCAGCUAAUGGAUGAGGUUGAUAACUACAUUCCCAUUCCGCAGAGAAGGACUGAUUUGCCCUUCUUGAUGGCAAUAGAGGAUGUUUUCUCGAUUACGGGUAGGGGGACUGUGGCUACGGGGAGGGUGGAGAGAGGGACGAUCAAGAUUGGGGAUACGGUGGACAUUGUUGGAUUGAAGGAGACGAGGAGCACGGUUAUAACGGGCGUGGAGAUGUUUCAGAAGACGUUGGAUGAGGCCGUGGCUGGGGAUAAUGUGGGGUUGUUAUUGAGAGGUGUCCAGAAGGCUGAUAUUCAGAGGGGGAUGGUGCUGGCUAAGCCUGGCACAAUCACGCCUCACAAGAAGUUUAUGGUGGUGGUUUAUGUGUUGAAGAAGGAGGAAGGUGGGAGGCAUUCCCCUUUCUUUACGAAUUAUAGGCCUCAGUUUUACAUGAGGACUACUGAUGUGACAGGGGCUGUGGUCAGGAUCAUGAACGAUCAGGACGAGGAGUCAAAGAUGGUGAUGCCUGGUGAUCAUGUGAAAAUGGAGGUUGAGCUUAUUACACCGGUUGCUUGUGAGCAGGGUAUGAGGUUUGCCAUCAGAGAAGGUGGGAAGACUGUAGGUGCUGGUGUCAUUCAGUCGAUUAUCGAGUAGAAAGAUGAGUUGAGGUUCGUUGGGGAUUCUAUGGCUGCUUAGCGGCUUUGGUUUUGCCAGUUUUCUGUAAGAUCACUUAAUUGUCGUAUAGGAUUGGGGGGGUUAUGAGAUUACAUUUGUAGUGAUUGAAUUACAUAUUAGUUUAACUUUAGUAUGUUAUUACAAUUCAAUGAAAAUUGUUCACUUUGUUUCGAUUGCUCUGUUGUUAAUAGCAAUUUGCUGCCACCUUAUGAAAGAAUUUAGAAGAGAUAAGACCACUUCUAUCUUGCUUAGCUUAAUAGUUCUCUAUGAGUUUUAUGAUGAUGCCCUUUUGACGAACUUGUAUAUCUAUGUGUAACAUUUUUUUUUCUUGAGAUUUUAUUGAAAUGAAUUCGUGAAUCUGUAUGUGUUACUGGAGCAACUGUGGCAGUGGAGGUUGGAGAAAUCUUUACGAAAAGUAAAACAUUCAGCUUUGCAGUAUUAAGGUACGUUAUCUCUUGAAUAUAGUUAGCUGUGGCUGUGGAUUCAUUGGGAAAUUUAACAUAUGACUUCUUUAAAGAUUAUUUAACUAUAUGACUUUGUUGCCCUUUCUAGCCGACCCUUACUUUCAGACAUGCAAUUAUUAAUGUAGGUAAAAUUUACUAGUAGUAUUUUUUGAUUGAGGAAGACAAUUUAGUACUUCAAGAGUGAAACUUCUGUUUACGACUUGUUACUUGAGCCUAAUGUAUAUAUGAAAUUGCAUUAUGGAUGAAGACUUGACAUCUAGUUAAUAAUGUAACAGGAGAUUCAAAAGCAAGCAAUACAAACAUACAAUAGGGAAUGCACUGUAAAGUGUUUUAUGACUGAACAUAAAAUUCCAUAUGAUUAACAUCCUCAUAAUAAAAAUGAUUCUUAUAUCCUCCUGUCCCUAUUUUAUCAAUUGUUCGAAUGCUGAAAGUAAAACUAUUCGGCUCUUUAUUCAGCACUAAUUAUGCAACACAUAUGCUGCAUUCUUGUAUUAUACAUGUGGCAAAAUCUUGGAUUGUUUUAACACUUAAGUUUCCUUUCACUAAUUUCCAUUAUUAUAAUUCUGUACAACAUCAUUGAUUUGGGAGGAGAAUCCUUGCUUCAGAUUUUGAUCAUCAGAAACUUUAAAAAAGUGUAUGUCUGUUAAAUUGCAUGAGUCAUCCUGAUUGAGUUUUGAAUUUCUGUGUGAGAUAUCUGUGUAAAGUUUCAGACUGGUUCGAACUAAGAUCUUCAUUCGUAAUAUUCUGGUUGCCAUUUAACUAUCUCUAGAAGAGAGCAUGUGUUAACUGAAGUGAUGGCUAGUAAAAAUUAUGUAUCGGGUUUAUGCUAAGAAACAGAAGCUCAAUUCAGUAAAGCAAUAUAGAAGAUUUAUGGAUUGUCCUAAACCAUCAAGAGUUAAGGACAAGAACUAUAGAGAAGUAGAGACAAAGCUGAUAGGUUUUCAUUACCUGAUCUAUAGUACAGGAAAUUAGGAAAAUACCACUUAGAAUUUCACAAACUAUGCAUAUAGAAGACAGGCAUCUUAUUUAUGUAAAAUCCUAGUAUAACAUGAUAACAUUAAACAAAAAUACAUGUAAGCCUGUCAUGACAUUACUGACUCAACUUUUUAAUAGACCUUGAAGGUGUCCCAUUUGCAAAGUGCAAAUCCCUUGUGCUUCUGCUUGAUGAAUCCAUCUGCUUCCACAUCGAUUGACUUAUCCACCACGUCGUGCUUAUCAGCCUCAAUCAUCUUCUUAUCUUUUUCAGCAAAGUGAACUUUCUUCUCAGGACUCUGUUGGUUCUUCUGCUGAUAUUUGUUUUUGCCUUUGUUUGUAGGCUUCUUGUUGAGAACCUCGUGCACGUUUGGGAAAUUGGGAUAGUCCCCUACCAUGCUUGGCAUCCGUUGGAUUCUGUCGAGGCGUUGGAGAUAUUCAUCCAUGGAGUAGCUGCUGUUGUGGUAGUCAUAGCUUCUGCGCAUUUUUUGGCCUAAUUUUGCAGCCUUCUCCUUCUCUCCUC
This is a messenger RNA of Salvia miltiorrhiza (redroot sage), 3501 nucleotides long. RefSeq names its product elongation factor Tu, chloroplastic-like. Gene Ontology annotation, molecular function: translation elongation factor activity; GTPase activity; GTP binding. Gene Ontology annotation, biological process: mitochondrial translational elongation. NCBI's taxonomy places the organism in Eukaryota, Viridiplantae, Streptophyta, Magnoliopsida, Lamiales, Lamiaceae. The transcript has a single exon. The coding region runs from base 91 to 1521 and encodes 476 amino acids. Gene Ontology annotation, cellular component: mitochondrion. The record is from RefSeq and is a predicted model, not a curated record.